AAAGAAAAAGAAAUAGAAAUAGAAAAAGAAGAAGAAGAUGAUAAGGAGCGAAGGUUAGAACGAUAAAAAAUAAUCCUGUGUUGUUUUUCUUCCAUCGACGACUCGCUCGUUUGCAAUCACAUCGUCCUCUGAUUUUGGCGUUCGGUAGGCGUCCAACUAAGACAGGAAGAAAGGAAGGAAGGAAGUUGAAAGAGAGAGGUCGUAAAAGAGGCGGUAAACGUGCAUCGAUCGUGGCAGCGAUUCGUCGCACGUUCAUCCGGAUUUCUGUGAAAGAGAGAGAAGGAAAGAGUGAGGGAAAGUGCGAGACGCAUCAGAAGGGAGGGGAAGACACAAAGAGAGGGCAAGAGGGAGUUUGGCGUUGCCAGCGGAAAGAGGCAAGGCAGGAUAGAGGAAGGUCACGCGCCGGCACGGCUGGAGUCGGUGCGAAAUGGCUUGGGGCUACUGGAGCGCGACUUCCGUCAGCGAUCGAAGUCGGUCGCCACGUCGAGAAAAGGACAAACAACAACAACAGCAACAGCAACAUCAAACGUCGCAUCAACAACAGCAGCAACAACAGCAACAAUACCAGGAAUUGCAGAGUGGCUAUGGGAUUCAGCAGGUGCAGGUCGAGUCUGGCGGAGGCCUAGCACAGGAGGAACCACCCCGCGGCACGAUGAUCCAAGCUGGUUCUUUUUACUAUACCGCAGCAACAACGGCAGCCGCCGCGGCGGCCGCAGCCGCAGCCGCGGCUGGACGUCGAAUCGGUGCUACGAUCGAGGGUCCUUCUGUUGCCUCAUCUACAAGCGGCAUACAAAUGUUACCGAGAGAACGACAUGUGAAACCACCACCGGUAGCCAAUUAUCCGCCUUCGCCUGGUAGCGACUCCGGUGAUUACGAACAAACACCCCUUGGUGUUGGUAUUGGCGGGUCUCGAGGUGCCGAGUGCUCGCCACCGCCCUUACCUCUUGCAGUCAGUCCACAUGGUAUUGCCGGCGCUGUUCUCGGUCCUGGUGCUGACAUCCUGGCACAACCCUGCUCCUCCUCCAGGAUGAAGCUACUCGCCGACGAGGCGGCCGAGGAAUUCUCGGACGUCGACUCAGCCGGUCCUGAGAUUAUCUACCCGAGCAAUGGCCGUGGUAUCGGCACCACUGGCUGCCUAUUGCACGGUCCCUGCGCUGCUAAUCCACCGCCGGAACCCGCGCCUCCUAUACCCCCUCUCCUGGACGAACACACCUCGGCACCCUCGCACAUUUGGUUCAACGAAAUCACCUGGGUUUUUCCAAAUGUGCCGCCCGCCCCAGGAAUGCCUUGUCAAGGAGAAGACAGAAGCAUAUACAGACGCGGAGCACGUAGGUGGAGGAAGCUGUACCGGGUGAAUGGACAUAUAUUUCAGGCGAAACGCUUCAAUCGGCGGGCGUUCUGCGCGUUCUGCCAGGAUCGGAUCUGGGGACUGGGUCGACAGGGAUUCAAGUGUAUCCAAUGCAAGCUUCUUGUACACAAGAAAUGUCACAAGGUGGUGCGGAAGCCCUGUUUGAGCAUGCAACAGCAGCAACAACAACAACAACAACAACAAUUGCAGAGCACGGAAUCCCAGACGAUCGACAGGAACGGAGAUCAACAACAGCCUGAUUCUCUCCGUUGCAGUCCGGCUGCUCAUCUCGAAGACGAGAUUGUUGAGUCGCCGAUCGUCGAGGAGCACUCACGUAAUCGAACCAGCAGUUACGAAGGGGAAGAAUUGGCACUGGACACGGGUACCGGGGCUGAUAAUUCAAACGAUAUGCAGAGACAGUACUCGUUGAACGAUUUCGAACUCAUCCGGGUUAUCGGUCGUGGCUCAUAUGCAAAAGUUCUCAUGGUCGAACUUAAACGUACCAAGAGGAUUUAUGCGAUGAAGGUGAUUAAGAAGGCAUUGGUAACAGAUGACGAGGACAUUGACUGGGUGCAAACGGAGAAGCAUGUAUUUGAGACUGCCUCGAAUCAUCCCUUCCUCGUUGGCCUUCAUUCGUGUUUCCAAACACCCUCGCGACUCUUCUUUGUUAUCGAAUUCGUCCGAGGUGGCGAUCUUAUGUUUCACAUGCAAAGGCAGCGUCGACUUCCGGAAGAGCAUGCACGCUUCUAUGCUGCUGAAAUUAGUCUUGCGUUAAACUUCUUACACGAGAAAGGUAUAAUAUAUCGAGAUCUAAAGCUGGAUAACGUAUUGCUGGAUCAUGAAGGACACGUCAAGUUAACGGAUUAUGGAAUGUGCAAAGAGGGUGUCCGAGAAAGUGACACUACUGCUACUUUCUGUGGGACACCUAACUACAUAGCUCCAGAGAUAUUGCGUGGAGAGGAUUAUAGCUUUUCAGUCGAUUGGUGGGCUCUUGGCGUUUUAUUGUACGAAAUGCUUGCGGGUCGUAGUCCUUUCGACAUAGCUGGUGCUUCGGAGAAUCCCGAUCAGAAUACUGAGGAUUAUCUCUUCCAAGUAAUAUUACAAAAGACGAUUCGUAUUCCGCGAUCGUUAUCGGUAAAGGCUGCUUCCGUCUUGAAAGGCUUCCUUUGCAAGGAUCCCGCUGAAAGACUCGGUUGCGGGAAGAGGCCUUCGGCUUUUAUCGAUAUAGUCACACAUUCUUUCUUCAAGGCUAUCGAUUGGGAAAUGCUUGAACAUAAGCAAGUCACGCCGCCAUAUAAACCACGCUUGGAUUCUGACCGAGAUUUGGCUAACUUCCCGCCAGAGUUCACCGAUGAACCAGUACAUCUGACGCCGGACGAUCCGAGAGUUAUUGAUAAGAUUGAUCAAAGCGAGUUUGAGGGUUUCGAAUACGUGAAUCCGUUAUUAAUGUCUCUGGAGGAUUGUGUGUGACAAGAGCCGCUCAUAGUAAUGCCACGGCACAUUCAAGAACAGCAACAGCAACAGCAACAACAAAUGCAAGAGUUUUACAUGGAAGAAUUGUCGAACAAAUUGUCAAAGUUACGAAUCGAUCCCCUCCUUCGUAUAAGUUCUGAAAAUCAGGGAUAUCAUAACGACGUUUUCGUAAUGACCUAUUCGCAGGAAAAUGAGAACGACAAUAAUUACAACGAGUAUCAUCUGCCGCCAAUCUUCCCGUUUCGAUACGAAAGGCCGAUGUGCUCCCGUUCUCUUAGUAUUACUGAUGUCACUUAUGAUUCCGGUAACAAUAACAGCAACAGCAGCAGCAGUAACAGCAACAAAACGGAUAAUAACAACGCGAUUGUCGCUACUAACAAUUAUGAUGAAAAUGAUUACGAUGACGUGGAGGACGAGAGUCCUAGAAAGGGACUAUUGAAGCAAAUAUUUUGCCUUCCAUUAAAUUAAGAUCGUUAUACACACAUACACAUAAAAAUGGGGCGGUGGGGGGCUGCGUUUUUAAAAUGAAAUAAAAGAAAGAGAAGAUAAAAAAUAAAAAUACAAAAAAUAAUAUAAAAAGAAAGAAGGAAGAAAUAUUCGCUUCCCGGUAUUAUUAUAAUAAUAUGAUAAACGAUGAUCAAUUAUAUCCAUCGUCAUUUUUUUUUUAUAAACAAAGACAGAUAUGAGAUUUGAGGCCUACGACAAUGUUGCGAACUUUUAUCAAAGUUCUCUCGUCUGACUUCUGUCAAAGUAGACGAGCGCAUUCGAAUUUGUCAUACGUUCAUAUAUAUAUAUAUAUAUAUAUACACACAUAUGUGAUAUAUGCUUUCAUAUAUAUAUAUACUUACACAUUAUAGGAAUUGUACCCUUACUUUAAUUCUCUUGACAUGGUGCUGCAAUAUGAAUUUAUUCUAUUAACGUCUAACGUUAUUUUCAGCUACUUUUAAUGCUGGGAAAUGUGGUUAAAGAAAAACAUUAAAGAAGAAGUAGUAGAAGAUGAUGAUGAUUAUGAUGGCGAUGACGAUGAUGACGGUAAUGAUGAUAAUGAUAAUGAUGAUGAUGAUAAUGAUGAUAAUGAUGAUGAUGAUGAUGAUGAUGAUGGCGAUGAUGACAACGAUGACAACGAUGGUGAUGACGAUGAUGACGAGCAGGAAGGGGAGGUGGUGAAAGGAGAGAAGAAGAAGGAGGAAGAAG
This is a messenger RNA of Polistes canadensis, 4015 nucleotides long. RefSeq names its product atypical protein kinase C (gene aPKC). The record is from RefSeq and is a predicted model, not a curated record. Bases 428 to 2818 code for a protein of 796 amino acids. Lineage: Eukaryota; Metazoa; Arthropoda; Insecta; Hymenoptera; Vespidae. The transcript has 8 exons. Gene Ontology annotation, biological process: protein phosphorylation; establishment or maintenance of cell polarity. Gene Ontology annotation, molecular function: protein binding; ATP binding; protein serine/threonine kinase activity.